AUGUCUUCCUCAUCAAGUGAUGAAGUUGAUGAAGCCUUAGAAGAAAUGGUCGACCAAGUUGUUGAUAAUUACAUCGACUCAGUGAUUCAUGGUCACCCCAAUAAGUCCAAAAGACGGGCUUAUAUCAAAAGAGCUCGGGAACAAGGACACAAUCAGCUAUGGAACGAUUAUUUCAAUGAUAAUCCUACAUACCCACCGGAAAUGUUUAGGAGGCGUUUUCAAAUGAACAAAUCAUUGUUCCUUCGCAUUGUGGAACGUAUAAGUAAUGAAGUUCCAUACUUUCAGCAAAGACGAAGUGCUUGCGGAAGGAACGGACUAUCUCCACUUCAAAAGUGUACGGCAGCUAUAACUAUGCUGGCAUAUGGUCAAUCGGGAGAUACAUAUGACGAAUAUCUCCGACUUGGUUGUAGUACAGCACGUUUAUGUUUGGCAAAUUUCACUGAUGCAAUAAUACUAUUGUUUGGAGAUGAAUAUCUACGAAGCCCUACAGCCGAGGAUCUUCAACGAUUACUCGAUGUUGGAGAGGUACUGAGGUUUCCGGGAAUGAUAGGCAGCAUCGACUGUAUGCAUUGGGAGUGGAAAAACUGCCCAACGGCUUGGAAAGGUCAGUUCACACGGGGUUCUGGAAAGCCGACAAUUGUCUUAUAA
Molecule: messenger RNA, 648 nt
Organism: Brassica napus (rape)
Lineage: Eukaryota; Viridiplantae; Streptophyta; Magnoliopsida; Brassicales; Brassicaceae
Exons: 1
Coding region: 1-648 (215 amino acids)
Source: RefSeq, a predicted model, not a curated record